This is a messenger RNA of Gregarina niphandrodes, 1434 nucleotides long. RefSeq names its product putative vacuolar sorting ATPase. Bases 1 to 1434 code for a protein of 477 amino acids. The record is from RefSeq and is a predicted model, not a curated record. NCBI's taxonomy places the organism in Eukaryota, Apicomplexa, Conoidasida, Eugregarinorida, Gregarinidae. The transcript is spliced from 3 exons. Gene Ontology annotation, biological process: endosomal transport; vacuole organization. Gene Ontology annotation, molecular function: ATP binding; ATP hydrolysis activity.
AUGUCCGGUAGGGUGUUUGACCGGAUGUCGGGAUGUUGGCAGAAAGCCGUGACGUUAGACAACGAGAAGGAACAUGAAAAGGCACUAAGUUACUAUCGGCGGGCUGCGGACUAUAUCCAGCAAUUGCGAAUCUCGCAAAAGAGCAUCCGAAUUCUCGAAAUGCUUGAUCAACGAGCGGACCUUGUGCACGAACGCAUCCGUGUGCUGACUCAAGUGGUCAGUAGAAAGCGACAGGUUGGUGGGUCGCCCGGCCCCGUCUUGUCCACUCAGCCGACAACACCAAUUGCGCCUGACAGUUUCGGCGCCGCACUGGGAGGGUCCCACAGGAACGGGUGGAGGGGGAAUGUGAACGGACUUGGUGGUACGGGAACUGGUGGGGGUUGUUCGCCGUCAGGUGGAAGCGGAGGCACCGAUACACGUAUUGAUGCGCGAAAGCAGAAUCUGUCGGCACUCUUCGACAAGUCAAAAACGGACGUCCGUCUGGAUGAUGUCGUCGGACUCGAUGAGGCUAAACAAGCCAUCCGCGAAAGCAUUGAAUUCCCCCUACGCUUUUCCAAACUUCGGCAACACUGGACUUGUGUCCUCCUUUACGGACCGCCCGGUACCGGCAAGACACUACUCGCACAGGCCGUAGCAAAUGAAUUUCAAGCCAAGUUCCUCGCUGUCUCCUCUGCUGACCUCAUGUCGCAGUGGCAAGGCGAAAGCGAGAAGUACGUCAAGGCUCUCUUCGAACUUGCACAGGAUAACGCACCCUGCAUCAUCUUCAUCGAUGAAAUCGACAGCGUCUGCAGCACGCGAGCGGAUCGAGAACCCGACAGCAUUCGACGAGUGAAGACUCAGUUCCUAAUUCAGAUGAACCAGCUCGAGAAGAGCGACAAACUCGUACUUGUAUUAGGUGCUACGAACAUUCCUUGGGACUUGGACAGUGCGUGUCUGCGGCGGUUUCAGAAACGUGUGUACGUGGGAUUGCCGGACUUGGAUGCAAGGCGUGAUCUGUUUAUGGCUGGGUUGAAGCAGGAGCGACAUUUGUUGGGCAGUGGCGAUUUUGAGGAACUGGCUCGUCGUUCGGAGGGAUUGAGCGCCUCGGAUAUCGCGAUUGUAUGCAGUGAUGCAACGACGGAGCCCUACCGGACGGCGUUCAACGCUAGACACUUCAAGAGUAUACUCGGCAGCGAUGGACGUCAGAAAUUCUACCCACUCGCGGAUCCCGCUAUCCGCUGCCGUUGGCCCGACUGCGACUGCAAAGACGGCACCCGUCUUGAAGAAACCGCCAUCCCACUUGCCUUCAACCACCUCGACGAAAAAGAUAUGGAACUACCUCCUGUCCAAUGGGCAGACGUGUUCAAGGCACUCAGCAAAGUCAAAAGAGCUGUCUCUGACGAUGACAUCGCCAAAUUCGAAAACUGGGAAAGAACUACUCUCUUUCUCAGCUAA